Molecule: messenger RNA, 1299 nt
Organism: Cooperia oncophora
Lineage: Eukaryota; Metazoa; Nematoda; Chromadorea; Rhabditida; Trichostrongylidae
Source: the annotation of a GenBank genome assembly
GUAACGAUCUUUUCUUUCCAGAACGUCACAAGCAACAUCAUUCAUGAUUCAGUCCGUGUAGAUGGGCGUGGUCACGGAACCAUUCAUGACGUUCAGCUCAGUGAGAAAGCAGCCAUUCAUGAAGAAACCGAUUCACCAAGGGUUGCUGAAAUACGCGCCAAGUACGAGAACAAGUUGCAAGAAGUCAACGAAUUGAAGGACCGCGUGAGUAUUGUACAGAGAAGAGUCGAAGUGCUGGACAAGCUAGUUGAAGGAGCUGGUAACAAUGUUGUCUGCCUACCGAAAGAUUCGCGAGAACCCUUCCUUCUCAACAAGGACACACUGGAAAGUCUCAAAGAGUUUUACUCCUUCUAUGAAGAAAGCUCGUCGUCAGUUCGCUCCGAACUACGCAAAGUUAAUAAGAUCCUUGAAAAAGCCGAGAGGGAGUUGGGUGCUUUACAACAGGAACUGAAUAGAGCUGAGUCGGACUGGAGAGCGAGGCUAUACAGCAAGUCAAUCAUCGUUACGUUGGAAAGUGAGAAAGGUGGCUCCGUUCAACUAGAAUUAACCUAUCAAGUAUAUAACGCGAACUGGCGGCCCACUUAUGAUUUGCGUGUCGACACGACCGGACAGCAGUCACUCAAGAUAACCUACUUCGGAAAUAUAUCACAGUCCACAGGAGAAGACUGGAUGAAUGCUUCCCUUGUGCUUUCUACCGCUCAGCCUUGUCUUGGUGGACAAAUCCCAGAGCUCGGCGUUCUGGAAGCUGUCUUCUAUCGUCCUCCACCUCCACCUGUUGCACAGCCUUAUAUGGCAAGAAACGCAAUGCUGAAAACAGCCGGUCGGGGGAGGGGGGGUUUCGGUUCAAUGCAAGAACAAGCAUGUGUUCUUGAUGCAGCUCCAAUGCAUAUGGAGAUGGCUCGUGUAGCGGAACCCGCUCAGCACGCAUUAAGCACCGAGUUCAUCAUUACCAAACCGGCAGCUAUUCCAUCGGAUGGUGCCGAGCACAAGGUUGGAAUCAUCAAUAAGAGCUCCUCCAAUGUACACGAGCAAGUGAUAGUUGUCAAGAAUUCACGUGCACAGCCUGUGCUGCUAACAAUUAAAGAACAAAUUCCGCGAAGCACUGAUGAGAAAAUAAAGGUGAGGCUCAUUGCUCCGGUUGUAUCACAGACAGAAGAGGCGAACAGCGGAGAAGCCGAUCUGACUACAGCGGCAGAAAUGCCGAAAGAGGGAUGCCGAAUGAAAGGUGGUAUUCUUGAGUGGACUAUAGCGGUACAAGAUGGAAAGACUGCUGAGCUACACGUGAAGUGGGCCUGUUGA